CUUCACGUGGGCGUCCCACAGAGCUCAGUUCUCGGCUCUUUCCGAUUCUGCGCAGUUGAGCCUGAUCCGCCUCGGAUGAGCUUUUGAGAGUUGUGCGGAAAAAAAAUCGAUGAGGUCCAGAAAACUUGUAAUAAAGUAGCGAUUUGAGCAACGAUGAGUCGAUCUGUUGUCGACAACACCGUGUCAUCGGGGAAUUCUUCGGUGGCGAUUCCGACAGACAUCAGCGGACAAAUAUUAGAUCUAGACGAAGACGAUGACUUGGAAGUUUUCAGUAAGGAUACGAGUACGACUCUAACAGACGGCAGCUCUUUUAACGCCUCCAUGCAGACCUCCCCUGCUUCAAUGAUCAACCAGUACAAGCUUGAGGAAGACGCUGACACCAAAGAUAUUUUUGUCACAGUCGAUAACCCAGAGAGUCACGUAACAGCUAUUGAGACAUAUAUAACUUACCGGGUUGAAACUAAGACCACACGGAGCGAGUUUGACUCAUGUGAGUUUGAGGUGCGAAGAAGAUACCAGGACUUCCUGUGGUUAAAGGGACGUCUGGAAGAAGCUCAUCCCACACUCAUUGUUCAUCCGCUGCCGGAGAAGUUUGUGAUGAAAGGAAUGGUGGAGAGGUUUAACGAAGAUUUCAUCGAGACGAGGAGGAGGGCGCUGCACAAGUUUCUGAACAAAAUAGCAGAACAUCCCAUUUUCUCCAGCAGUGAAGAUUUUAAGAUCUUUCUCACAGCAGGAACUGGGGAGCUGACCUCUCAUAAGAAACAAGGUCCAGGGUUUCUGAGCCGGAUGGGGGAGACGGUCAAAGCCGUCGCUGCUGCGGUCAGAGGGGUCAGGAACCGUCCUCAGGAGUUCACCGACAUGCAGGAGUACGCAGAAGCCUUCAGUCAGAAGAUCAGCUCGCUUGAUAAAAUUACUCAAAGGAUCAUCAGAGAGCAGAAAGAGUACCUGGAGGAGCUGAAGGAGUGUGGGCCGACAUACACACUGUGGUCACAAUCAGAGGAGGAGCUGGCCGAGCCCCUGAAGAACGUGGCAGGCUGUGAGGAUAGAUGCUAUAAGGAGACAGAGGAGCAGGUCAAACAUCUCAAUGAUCACCUGAUUCCGGUCCUUCAUGAGUACGUCCUCUGUGCCGACACACUCAAGGCAGUACUAAGGAGGCGAGACAACAUCCAGGUGGUUUUCGAAGGGAAGGCCGAAGCUCUUGCCACAAAGGCGGCAGACAGAGACGCGGACUCUAAGGUGCUGAGUUUAGCAUGGGACAGCUUGGUGGGACGAUCCCCCGAGGAGGUCAAACAACAGAAACAGCAGAAACUUAAGGGCGAGAUUAAGGAGAUGAGAGAUGAGCUGGAUAAGGCGGAGAACCGGCUGGAGUGGGCGAAUAAUGCACUCAAGAGCGACUGGAUCCGCUGGCAGAAGGUCAUGAGAUCUGACCUACGAUCAGCCUUCAUCGACACAGCAGAGAGGAAUGUCAGCUACUAUGAAAAGUGUCUCGCUGUAUGGGAGUCAUUCAUGCAGUCUCAAAGGACCGAUGCUGAAGGAAAUGGAAAGGUUGACUCUUCCUAAUCUCUCAAGGUGCUUUUUAUCUGAACGGGACAACCAAAGACGCUUUUAUUCCUGCAGAAACCAAAAAGAUUCAUAU
Messenger RNA from Carassius carassius (crucian carp), 1636 nucleotides. Its product is annotated as sorting nexin-7-like. The coding region runs from base 154 to 1560 and encodes 468 amino acids. The record is from RefSeq and is a predicted model, not a curated record. The transcript has 10 exons. NCBI's taxonomy places the organism in Eukaryota, Metazoa, Chordata, Actinopteri, Cypriniformes, Cyprinidae. Gene Ontology annotation, molecular function: phosphatidylinositol binding.